GGCCUCCCUCCCUCCUUCCCGGCCGGCAGUGGGUCCCUGGCUUCCUCCUCCUCCUCCUCUCGGGCGCCUCCAGCAAGAUGACAGCCGGGCGGCGGCGGCGGCGUUGUUGGCGCGGAGGUCCCUGGCCCCGGAUGGUGUCUGCCCUGCUUCCCUCAUUCUUAAUGCUGAAGCCAGAUUGUUUUAACUAAAGAUGGAAACACUGGAGUCGGAACUGACUUGCCCAAUUUGCCUAGAGUUGUUUGAAGACCCCCUCCUCCUGCCCUGUGCCCACAGCCUCUGCUUCAGCUGUGCCCACCGCAUCCUGGUCUCUAGCUGCUCCUCUGGGGAAUCUCUUGAGCCCAUCACUGCCUUCCAGUGCCCUACCUGCCGCUAUGUCAUCUCCCUCAACCAUCGGGGCCUAGAGGGCCUCAAGCGUAAUGUGACACUGCAGAACAUCAUUGACCGCUUCCAGAAGGCCUCCCUCAGCGGCCCCAAUUCCCCUGGCGAGAACUGCCGUGAGCGGCCAUACCGCCAGAGCCCGACCAUGUCGACGGCGGGCGACAGGAUAGCUUGCCAGUUCUGUGAGCAAGAUCCUCCACGUGAUGCUGUCAAGACGUGCAUCACAUGUGAGGUGUCCUACUGUGACCGCUGCCUGCGGGCCACGCACCCCAACAAGAAGCCUUUCACCAGCCAUCGUUUGGUGGCGCCUGUGCCAGAUGCACACUUCCGUGGACUGACUUGUCUUGAGCACGAGAAUGAGAAAGUGAACAUGUACUGUGUGGCUGAUGACCAGCUCAUCUGUGCCUUAUGCAAACUGGUAGGGCGGCAUCGGGAUCACCAGGUGGCAUCAUUGAGUGAUCGGUUUGAAAAACUGAAGCAAACUCUGGAGAUGAACCUCACGAACCUGGUUAAGCGCAAUAGUGAGCUAGAAAACCAGAUGGCCAAACUGAUACAGAUCUGCCAGCAGGUGGAGGUGAACACAGCCAUGCAUGAAGCAAAGCUGAUGGAGGAGUGUGAUGAGCUGAUGGAAAUCAUCCGUCAGCGUAAGCAAGUGAUUGCUGUAAAGAUAAAAGAAACAAAGGUGAUGAAGCUGAGGAAGCUGGCCCAGCAGGUAGCCAACUGCCGACAGUGCCUGGAACGGUCAACCGUCCUCAUCAACCAAGCCGAGCACAUCCUGAAGGAGAAUGACCAUGCACGGUUCCUGCAGACGGCAAAAAACGUGGCAGAGAGGGUCGCCAUGGCAACCGCAUCCUCUCAAGUUUUGAUACCCGAUAUCAAUUUUAACGAUGCCUUUGAAAACUUUGCUUUAGAUUUUUCCAGAGAGAAGAAACUGCUGGAGGGGCUGGAUUAUCUCACAGCACCCAACCCGCCAUCAGUCCGUGAAGAACUUUGUACUGCCUCCCAUGACACCAUCACUGUCCACUGGAUCUCAGAUGAUGAGUUCUGUGUCAGCUCAUAUGAGCUCCAGUAUACCAUCUUCACUGGCCAGGCCAACUUCAUUAGCUUGUACAACUCUAUGGACAGCUGGAUGAUUGUCCCCAACAUCAAGCAGAAUCACUACACAGUGCAUGGGCUGCAAAGUGGCACACGAUACAUCUUCCUUGUCAAGGCAAUAAACCAGGCUGGCAGUCGGAACAGUGAACCCGCUCGGCUCAAGACAAACAGCCAGCCCUUCAAACUGGACCCCAAAAUGGCUCACAAGAAACUCAAAAUCUCCAAUGAUGGGCUCCAAAUGGAGAAAGAUGAGAGCUCCCUGAAAAAGAGCCACACACCAGAGAGGUUCAGUGGGACAGGAUGCUAUGGUGCUGCGGGCAACGUUUUCAUCGACAGUGGCUGCCAUUACUGGGAGGUGACGGUGGGCUCCUCCACCUGGUAUGCUAUUGGCAUUGCCUACAAAUCAGCCCCCAAGAAUGAGUGGAUUGGCAAGAACUCCUCCUCCUGGGUCUUCUCUCGUUGCAACAACAACUUUGUAGUGCGGCAUAACAACAAGGAGAUGCUAGUGGACGUUCACCCCCAGAUGAAGCGCCUGGGCAUUCUCCUGGACUAUGACAACAACAUCCUCUCCUUCUAUGAUCCAGCCAACUCCCUCCACCUCCAUACAUUUGAGAUUUCUUUCAUCCUGCCUGUCUGCCCCACCUUCACCAUUUGGAACAAAUCUUUAAUGAUUGUCUCGGGUUUGCCUGCUCCGGACUUUAUAGACUACCCUGAGCAGCAAGAAUGCAACUGCAGACCACAAGAGUCCCCUUAUGUAUCAGGAAUGAAAACUUGUCAUUGAGGGGUAAGGGAAUCCCCUUUCUCUUCCUGUCUGGUGAUGCUCGACAGUGACUUGCCACAUCUGGCUGGCUUCGUGUCCCAAGGAAAACUCAACCUUCUGUGGCACAGCCGUCAGAGGAGAGUGUGAGUGUGAGUGAGUGUGUGUGGAUAGGGGUUGUUAUCAUGGACUAAAAUUUUUAUUUUUAUUUUUAUUCUGUUAGCACUACUGAAUUUUCUCAGAUGGAAUUGGCAUGUCUUGUCCAUUUCCUGGUGGGAAAAGGGGUGUCAUGGCAGGGAGUGGGGGAGGUCAGUCCCUCGGAGCUGCCAGGGAGUUAUUAACGUGGAGAGUUUUCUACUAUGUGGGAGGGAGAUAAACCAUAUGUAUAAGUUCUCAGUGGACCUUGUAAUGGUCCAACCUGCCAUUUUGAGACAGAACUGCCUAGAAAAUACAGGACUGUCUCACAUCAUAGCAAACAGUCAUAUGCAUGGGUCUUUUUUUAGUCCUCUACACAUUUUCACUGUGUGUGGAGAAGUGGUGUAGUGGUACAUUUUGAAGUUCAGGCACUCAUUACAACAGUCCCAAUAGCCAACCCUCAUCCCCCCUGACCCAACCCCUCCAUGCAGACAGCCCUGUUGAUCUAGCCAUUUUUAUCUCCAACACAAACAGACCUUUUAUGAAUGCCCUUAGCUGCCCAAUCAAGACUAAGCCAUCUGAAAAUACGACAGUGAUAGUUCAUAAGAAUACAUUGUUACUGGGGAAAAUCCAUUUCCCUAUGCACCCCCCCCCCCCCCCCCGCUUCUCUUAGGAUUUCAGGGAAGCUCAGAGAGGACAGGGAAACCUGAGCAGGGUGGCACAUGACAUUGCCAUUUCCACUGCUCAAAAUGUUCCUUUAUAGAAUCAUAGAAUUGUAGAGUUGGAAGAGACCACAAGGGCCAUCCAGUCCAACCCCCUGCCAUGCAGGCCCUGGCUUCACCACACCACUGGCAGGGAAGAGGAGCAAGAUGCCACUGCAUGUCCACCAGCAUGCAUGCCCCUACCAGCUCUGCCUGCACCAGCUUCUUCACGUGCAAUGCAAUGUCUGCCAGCAGGAGCUCACACAUAAUCAGCAGCAGAUGCAAAUUGCAGAUAUUCUGCAAAUACUGGAAGGAGCAGAACUGAUGGAGCAUACAAUGUUUGGAGUGGGAUCGUUUGGUUCAGUCUUGUUUUUUCCUCCACACAUAGUUUAAAUGUGCAGAGACAACAUCUGCAGAGCACUCUUGUGAAAUGAAGUGCAUAUGCUUGAAAGCCUUGGCCUGUCAGACUUCACAUGCAUGUUUACAUGGCAUUAAAAAAAAAAGAAAACUCUAUUGCUUAGGGGGCACCACAAGAAAUGCAUCUGGUCCAAAAAUGAGUGAAGCAGUGGCUGUCUCGAGGGUUAUGACUACUGUAACAUAUCUGGUUUUUGUAAUGGAAAGGAUUGGCCCUUUUCUGUCUGGUGCACAAAUGCAAUUACAAAGGAGUUUUCCUAUUUGAGUUCAAUUUACUUUCUCAGGGAGGUUUUCCAGAAAGGGAAAUGGAAUCUCCAAACAGCUCCUAAGCAUGAAGUGUGAGGAUAGGAAACAUUUAUUGCACACUGGAGACCAGUGAGUUGCUUGUCAACUUGUUACCUAAUGGGAGAGGCUGAAAUGUCAACUUCCAUUCUUUGUAUUUGGAUAUAACCAGUAUCUUGGUACCGGCCAUUUGCUGUGCAGUAACUCCCCACAGAAAACUCACACUAGGAUGAAGCAGGCUUGCUGGUGAUCCCUAAUGUUGAUGACAGCAGGUGUCAUCGUAUGGCUUUUGGACUCCAAAGACAAAUGGAUGGAAGAGCCAAGAAAUCUUUAGAACAGCCCAAAGCUAGUUGCCUUGUUGUGUUGAUAUCAGGGCCAGCCAACAGGAUCUGCAAAACAUACGGAAGACACUUGUUUGGGGAGGCUGUUAUGGAAUAUCAGCAAUAGUUGCUGAUUUAUCAGAAAAGGAGUUCCAGGCAAUGCAGGGUCCAGAAGAAAAAGAGGCCAGGGGAGUGUAGUGGGGAGAGUGUUGUAGUUCUAAACAUAUUGGGCCAAAAAUCCCCAUGCACACAACACAGUCUUCCAAUAGGCAGGGCUGCUGCAUCUGAAGCUUGUGCUGUUCUAAAGGCUAGAGCCAGUCCAGAGAUGGUGUCCUGGCAUCACCCUUUAUGACCUGUCUGAGCUAUUUUGCACAGCCCUGUUGUCCCUCUGCUGUUGAAGGAGCUCCAGUUCCAGCUGUCAGCCGUUCAUGCUGAGUUCCUGUUGUUAACAGGCUGUCCUCCUGCUGCCUUCACCUGUCACAUCAUGCAGUCCACGCUGCUGCUCUUGGGCAGCACUUGGUCUUCCUUUGGGGCUCUCAGUUGUGAAGGAGUUGAUGCACCCCAAGGAAAUGGUGUGUGCGUGUGUAUGGAGCAUCCAGUUGCAGAUCUCUGCCAGUUUCAGUUCACAUGCAAAGCAAAUGGGGUAGUAGAGCAGUCAUGCAGAGAGGUGGCUGCUGCCAUUGUUGCAAUGAGUAGUGUUUUUUCAUCUACUUGGAAUUACCUUUGCUCAUAGCACCAGGGUGAUGAUAGAUCCUUGCAGGGACAGCAGAUCAGAAAAAGCCAAAGACUUUCCCCAGCACAAUGUACCCCCCCUUUUUUUUUUUUUUUUUUUUUGUGUGUGUGUGUGUGUAAUUCAGAAGCUUUCAGGGGCUUGCUGUUUUAUUAAAAACAAAAGGCUGCAGCUGCAAGCAGAGGCUAGCUUCUUUGUUACAGGCUGGGAAAGUACUGUAUUGUGUGUAUUUGGAAAAGAAAGAGACUCGGCACUUGGAGACAUCAUGGGCCAGCCACACAAGAAAUUGACCACAGAGUCCAAGCCAGCCCAAGCCAGUAAGUUAUCCCCUGGUACUUGUUGGGGAUUUUUUCACUGCCUCCCCCCCCCCCCCCCCUCUUUCUCUUAGAGGGCCCAAUUGUAACAUCCUAACUUGGAUGUUUACUCUCUUUAAGCUGAAAUCCUGUUGGUUAGUCCCAACUAGAGUAGACCUAUUGACUCAGUUCUUCAAGAAUGAAUUAGCAAAUAGGUAAAUCCAGUUGAUUCAUUGGAUUUUCUUUAGUGGGACUAAGAAUAGGAUUUAGGCUGUUGCUGGCUAGGGUUGCACGGAAAAAAUGGACUUGUUCCCUGUAUCCUUGGUAGCAUUAUUGUGGGUUGGAAGGCUAUGUAACAUUUCUUAUCUCAGACUUGGCUCUAGCCGGGUGCCAGAUGUGAUGGAUUCCAGCUAUCGGAAUCUCCUAGCAGGCUAUACUGACUGGGAGAAUUUGAGGAGUCAUAGUCCAUCACAUCUGGUGGCACAAGAAUGAAAGAGAUUUCAAGAGCUCUUUGAGCACAAGGGCCAUUUCAAUGUGAUGCUUAAUGCCUUUAUGCAAGAUAAAGUGGCACUGAUUAAAGUCAUUCCUACAGCAGUGGAAGGGAAGAGGCAACAUCUGGUUAUGGCUGGAUGGUGAUGCUUACAGCUGUGGUCCGGUUAGCACAAAAUGUUUAUUUUCUUGUCUUUGGUUGCUAGCAUACAAGCCACUCUCAUGUUCUCAACUAGUAAUUUGAUGGAGGAAAUGACCAUUGCCACCUAGGUACUUGUUAUUAAAGCUCUACCCAUUGUAACUAUAUUUAGUUUGCCAAACGUCCCCUCUGUGGCCUUUUACCCCACUGUCCCAGCCUGUUAGCUUUCCCAGCCCUUGUGUGUUAGACGACAACAACCAUCUUCCACAGACAGUGUAGCUCAUGCUGCUGAGUGAUUUUCUAUAAUAAUAAUAAUAAUAAUCCCAGUCUGUUUAGAGGGCACCAAGUUGGUCCAUAUAGGAGGUCGAUUUGUCCCUGGUAAACGCUUCCCCCCUAGCAAUAUGUGCCAACCUCUCAACAGGGAAAGCCCCAGUGGAGAAACACCUCCUGGUGUGAAGGGAUUCUUCAUUUGAGACAAACUCCCGUGUCUCAACCGUAUGGUGUUAUGUCCCCAUCUUAUGUUGAGCUUCCAUGUGCCAAACAGAACUAUGGGAUGCCACUUCAGGGAAAUGACUCACCCCCAGGGGAUCAAGCAAUUUGUAGCGCAGCCCUUAGUAAGUCAUCUAGUCAGCAGAAAGAGACUGGUGUUAAAUGAGGAGUUCUCCCAAGUUGCCUGCAGUUAUAAGAUUCUUCUCCCCAUCUUAUUUUGAAGAGAUCGACGAGGGAAAAGAGCCUCAGUGGAAACUCUUGUGGAGUUACUCUUCCCUCUGAAAACAUGCGUUGGUUCUUCAUGAACCCCCCCCCCUCCAAAGCCAUGUCGGGUUGUUUGUAUCAUACUAACUGCAUUAUAUCCAAUUUUGGGGAUGUGGUGAGCUUUUAGUUACCGUGAAACCUGUCAAACUUUUUUUCCCUGUGUAUCAUAAUCGGUUUUGCAACUUCUUUGUUAAUGUGUAUAUAUAAAUAUAUAAAUAUAUAUACAUAAAAAUAUAAUAUAUAUGUAUACAUUC
Sceloporus undulatus (fence lizard) is the source of this 6740-nucleotide messenger RNA. RefSeq names its product midline 2 (gene MID2). The transcript is spliced from 10 exons. The coding region runs from base 191 to 2254 and encodes 687 amino acids. The record is from RefSeq and is a predicted model, not a curated record. Lineage: Eukaryota; Metazoa; Chordata; Lepidosauria; Squamata; Phrynosomatidae. Gene Ontology annotation, molecular function: protein binding; zinc ion binding.